AUGACCGUCGCUGCAGCUGCUGACCACUGCUCUAAAAUCGUAAAGUUGGAUGUGGGUGGAAAGAUUUUCAAGACUUCCAUCUCCACUUUAACGAAGCAUGAUUCUAUGUUGAAGACAAUGUUCCUGACCAGGAUUCCGGUUGUCAAAGAUGAGGAUGGAUGCGUAUUCAUUGAUAGAGAUUCCCAACACUUCCGACUUAUUCUGAAUUUCCUGAGGGAUGGUGAAAUGGCUCUACCGGAUUCCGAUCGAGAAGUGAAGGAAGUUCUCGCCGAGGCCAAAUUUUUCCUGUUGGAUCCAUUAAUUGAGUUAUGCGAAGAGCGAUUGGAAACGUCGUUUAGCCCUUAUUACCGAGUGGUUUCUACAGUUUUGGAAGCCAGGAAGUACAUUUUUGCAACUGAUAAGCCAGUAGUUGUGCUGAGACUUCCUGCUCAUAUUGCAACAAAUGGAAGCCAGUGCUAUUAUUUCAGUGAAUCAAAAUUCAGAAGUUUUGCAGAACAACACUACAAAUCUGUGAUAUUUGUUUUGAUCACUGAACCUGAGUUCCACGAGGAUUGCUCAUGGACAUUCUUCUUGAAAACAAAGAAACUGACUGCUAGAAUAAAGGGACCAAUGGAUGACAAUCUUUUAGAGGAUCUUUUCCGCGAGUUGCUGGUUGAUGUGGCUGGAAGGAAGCGAACUGAUAGCCAGCAAAGCGAAUAA
Molecule: messenger RNA, 699 nt
Organism: Caenorhabditis briggsae
Lineage: Eukaryota; Metazoa; Nematoda; Chromadorea; Rhabditida; Rhabditidae
Exons: 4
Coding region: 1-699 (232 amino acids)
Biological process (GO): protein homooligomerization
Molecular function (GO): protein binding
Source: RefSeq, a predicted model, not a curated record